AUGAAGCAACCCCCCAGCAAUGAAAUUCGUUCCUUGCCCCAGAGGGGGAGGCGACGAGUUGGUAGGGACAGCGUCAGUAGUGACGAGAUAGAGUCGGAGGAUAACGGCAAGCAGAGUGGGUACGACAGCGGCAAAAGCGGGAGCAGCGUUCAUAUUGACGGCAGCGAAGAGGCAAGCACGCAGAAUGUGGCUCUGCCCUAUGGGAAUAAGAAAAUAAAGGACGACCAACUCGAAAAGACAUACCAGUACGAAUACCUGGACCACCCAGCCGAUGUCAUCCUACACAGUUACGGAAAGACCCUAAAGGAGUGCUUCGAGUCUGCAUGCGUAUCAAUGUUUAAUUAUAUGUGUAACUUGAAUAAAGUGGAGCCAAAAUUAUCAAGGCACAUAACAGCUAGAGGCGAAACCCUGGAAGACUUACUGUAUAACUUUUUAACCGAAUGCCACUUCUUGUAUGGCAGUGAAUACAUCAUUUGUAAAGGUGUGGACAUUUUAGUUUUCGAUCAGAGGUCCUUUUUCAUCGAGGCCUGUGCAUAUGGGGAUGUUUUUUCGCCUGACCUGCACGAAUGUGGCACGGAGAUAAAGGCUAUCACAAAACAUGAGCUGAGAAUUUGCUUGACGGAGGACCUUUGGGAAGCGUUUGUCCUGGUCGACAUAUGA
Messenger RNA from Plasmodium coatneyi, 660 nucleotides. RefSeq lists its product as uncharacterized. The coding region runs from base 1 to 660 and encodes 219 amino acids. The transcript has a single exon. Gene Ontology annotation, cellular component: tRNA-splicing ligase complex. Lineage: Eukaryota; Apicomplexa; Aconoidasida; Haemosporida; Plasmodiidae. Gene Ontology annotation, biological process: tRNA splicing, via endonucleolytic cleavage and ligation. The record is from RefSeq and is a predicted model, not a curated record.